Nerophis lumbriciformis (worm pipefish) is the source of this 1614-nucleotide messenger RNA. The record is from RefSeq and is a predicted model, not a curated record. Lineage: Eukaryota; Metazoa; Chordata; Actinopteri; Syngnathiformes; Syngnathidae.
AUGGCGAGCGUCGAAGAGACGCGAAGACGCCCCUCAGUCACCUCCUCGUCCGUCGGCCUGGAGUCUCUCUUCCCCGCCGGCGCGUCGGAACACGCUUGCGGCGACGGGAACCCGGAGCUGGAGCGACUGCGAGAACGCCUUCAAGCCUGGCUGUCGCCGUACGAGCCUGCGUUGCUGUGGCUUCAGCGGCUGCUGGUGUGGGAGAGGCCGCUGUACAGCAUCGCGGUGGCGCUCACGCUAAACACGUUAUUCUGGCUCCUGUCGUACACUUCUCUACGCCCGCUGUUCCUGUUGAGCGUUUCCCUGUUGGGACUGAUGCUGCUGGAGAGAUGGAAGCCCAAGUUGCUCGCCGACACGAUUCCCCGUGUUGAAGUGUCUCCCGUUCAAAGCGAAUCAAUCAGCACAAAGCAGCGGCUGCUCAGCGUUCCCGAGCUCAGUCACCACCUGGCGGAAAGUUACCUGACGUGCUGUCUCUUCCUGCACGAGACGCUGCAAUACAAACGGCAGAAUCACGGCAAGUUCUGUGCCAUGAUGUGUAGCGGCUGUUUUGCACUUGCGGUUGUCGGACAUUACGUUCCAGGAAUCAUGAUCUUUUAUAUCAUAGGUCUUAGCGUCAUUCUGUGGCCACUGGUGGUGUACCACGAACUGAUUCAAAGGAUGUACACCGGCUUGGAGCCAAUCAUGAUGAAACUGGACUACAGCAUGAAGGGAGACACGGAGCGGCGCAAGCACGACAAGAGGAAAGUGAAGAAAGAGGCCGAGGAGGGUGACGAGCCGAGCGCCGAAACGGAGAGCGAAAGUGAAGAGGAGCUUUCUUGUUUUGCACCAACGGUGGACGUUAAGACGACGGCGCUAGCGAUGGCAAUCACAGACUCAGAGUUAUCCGACGAGGAGGCAUCCAUAUUGGAAAGCGGCGGUUUCUCUGUUUCCAGAGCUACGACCCCUCAACUUACAGAUGUCUCUGAAGGUAAAUGGCACUACCUGGAUCAGCAGAGUUUCCACAGCGACCCGGAAGAGUCCUACUUGCGAGAUCUGCCAGAAUUUCCCUCCGUCGAGGAGUUCCCUUCCUUGGAGCACAACCUCCUCCACGUUCCGUCGGGACAAGGCGACAGAUCUCAGGCGAGCGUUCCCGCCGAGGCCGAACCUUUGAGCCCCGCUAGCCUCCUCAUCCAGCACCUGGCCUCCCCGCUUCACUUUGUAAACACUCACUUCAACGGCCACGGUAGACCGCCCGGCGAGGACGUGUCGGCGGGGGGCGGCCUGGAAACGGGAGCCGCCGUUAGCCGCGGCGCGCAACGCUCGCUCGAGGCUCUGAGCGAGGAGAUUGUGAGCACGGCCAUCUCCGCCGUGGUGCAGAACACUCUUUCGGCGCUGCUCCGCUCUAGCGAGGCCAGCGAGGAGCCCGCCCUGGCCGAAUUCCUCCCUCGUCGAUCCCCGCCGGACGUUACGGAGACUUUAACCCCGCCCGACGAGGACCCGGAAACGAUAACUGCAGAGAGCGUCGCGGGUGACGACACCCUGGUUGCGACCGAGGAAGAAGAUUUUGAGCUUCUGGACCAAAGUGAACUCGAGCAGGCGGACGAGGUCGCGUCGGGAGCUCAACAUCAGUCGUAG